Messenger RNA from Aspergillus glaucus CBS 516.65, 1215 nucleotides. It is a transcript of the gene flbB, whose product is annotated as protein flbB. Lineage: Eukaryota; Fungi; Ascomycota; Eurotiomycetes; Eurotiales; Aspergillaceae. Gene Ontology annotation, molecular function: transcription cis-regulatory region binding; DNA-binding transcription activator activity, RNA polymerase II-specific. The record is from RefSeq and is a predicted model, not a curated record. The transcript has 4 exons. Gene Ontology annotation, cellular component: RNA polymerase II transcription regulator complex. The coding region runs from base 1 to 1215 and encodes 404 amino acids.
AUGAAGACCUCGCUGAGUUCUGAUUUCAUGAAAUUUUUCGGCGGCGGCGGCGGUGGAGGUGGUGGAGGAAAUAAUGCUGCUCAGGCAAAGAAGGUCACUCGAGAUGGCCAAACUCCCAAACGACGAGGUCCCAAGCCUGAUAGCAAACCGGCCUUGACCCGGCGACAGGAAUUAAAUCGUCAAGCUCAGAGAACCCAUCGCGAACGCAAAGAACAAUACGUGCGCACCCUGGAGACCGAACUGUCCCGGUUACGAGAGGCCUAUACCCAAGACAUUUCCUCCGCCAAUGCUACCGUGCAGCAGCAGCGACAGGUCAUCCACUCUGUGACCGAGGAAAACGACAUCCUGAAAGAAAUCCUCUCCGCCCAUGGCAUCUCCUACGAAGCCGAACUCGAACGUCGCAAGGCUCAGCGUCCGGCCCCUGGUUAUCAUCAAUCGAGUCCCUUUUCCAAUAGCAUGGGUGCCUCGACCGUGCCUAGCGGUCCUGCAUCCAACCACAACGCCUACACCACACCGCCCACCACUGUCGCGUCGAGUCUGAGCCCGCGGAACGGUUCUGAGAAGGGAGCCGAUAUCUCGUCCAGGUCAGGAUCUUUCUCCCAUUCUCAUUCUCAUGCGCAUGGUAUGCAAUGCGAGUUUGGCUUCCUGGACGGAUCGAGGAUUGGAUCAGCCGGAAUGCAUGAGCCGGUGCAGACCCAGCCGGGUGUUUUUGAGAACGAUCCUCAGCUUCAGAUCGACUUUAUCCUGACCCUGGAGGGACCAUGUCGCGAACAUACCGACUAUCUCUGUCGACGAUCGGUAACCGAGGCCGACGACGAAGAUAUGCCGUUCUCCGGCCACGCGCUGAUGGCCAGCUGUCCCCCACCGAGCUACAUUGCCAACACGACCGAUAGGAACCCAUACCCGCACAAGACGUACGAUCUCCCGGCCGCCAACCUAUCGACCCUGUUCAACCUCAGCAAGCAACUGGUCACGGAAGGCCAGAUUACGCCGAUCAUGGCUUUGAAGCAACUGAAGAGUGAGGCCGUGUAUCCCACGCUGAGCCGGGACGAUGUCAGAAUCAUCAUGGACACACUGAACACCAAGGUGCGAUGCUAUGGAUUUGGCGCCGUAAUGGAGGACUUUGAGCUGGCGGAUUGUCUGAGCAGCGUGUUGGGGACCAAGGUCGAUGCAGGGAUUCAUGCUCACUCGCAGGAUGAGCUGAUGUAUGCGUGA